CCAUAUGAACGACCGGCGGGCAUAUAAGAUGCACAUGUGCGUCAGAUGAUAGUGGAGGUAAGAACAAUACGUCGGUACUCGCAGGCAAAUAAAGAUCACAGACGAACUGAAGUGGAGUUCGAGCCUAAAAGACAUUCAACGGCGAAAGCCCAGAAAUCUUGAGUUGAGUGGCAAGACGGAGCUAAGGGACGAUUUGAGGAGGCCAAAAAAGUUCUAGGGAAUAACGGAAAAAAAACUGUAGAAAUGGAUCCAUUGGAUGCCUUGAUAGCGCAAGUUCAAGGAUUUUCAGACAGCAAUGCGGAUGUUACGCAUCUUCACGGGUUGCUUAAAGAGUUUGACGCGCAAUCUCCUCUCCACGAACUGCCCUCUGCUCGCUUGUCUCAUCUUCUCUCACAAUUGGACCCUGUCAAGCACUCUCUCGGCUAUCUCUAUGUCCUGGAAGCACAAUCUUCUGGAUCGAUUCCUAGGGAGCAGGCUGAGGCAUUCUUGCUGACUGCCUCCAAUUUUAUUAAUUCAUGCUUAGCAGAACAAAUACGUAUAGCUCCUGAAAAAUUUACAACCUUCUGCAGGAGGUUCAAGGAACAAGCAAUGGAUUUGCAACUGCCCAAACAAACAAUCAUACCAUUAAGGACAGCUAUUAGGAAGCUUCAACCAUCUUCUGAGCAUUUGACGUCUUUGCACCCAGACUUUUUACUCAUGUGUCUGCUGGCAAAAUGCUAUAAAGCUGGAUUAAGCAUUUUGGAGGAUGACAUUUUUGAGAUCGAUCAACCAAGGGAUUUCUUACUGUACUGCUAUUAUGGGGGGAUGGUUUAUAUCGGAUUGAAGCACUUCAGCAAAGCCUUGGAAUUUUUGCAACAUGCUAUUACAGCCCCAACAACAGUUUUAACUGCAAUAACCGUUGAGGCGUAUAAAAAAUACCUCCUAGUUUCUCUCAUUCACACUGGUCAGGUUCCAUCAUUCCCAAAAUAUACACCUGCUGUUGUGCAAAGAAAUUUGAAAUCUUGUACUCAGUCAUAUAUUGAGUUAGCAAACAACUAUACUUCUGGGAAAAUUUCUGUGUUGGAAAGUUGCCUCAACAUGCACAUGGAAAAAUUCAAAAAUGAUAGUAACUUGGGGUUAGUAAAACAGGUUUUGUCAUCUCUUUACAAGCGUAACAUCCAGAGACUAACACAAACAUAUUUGACUCUAUCUCUUCAAGACAUAGCAAAUACAGUCCAGUUGGAGACAGCUAAGCAGGCUGAGCUGCAUGUUCUUCAAAUGAUUCAAGAUGGGGAGAUAUUUGCAACAAUAAAUCAAAAGGAUGGGAUGGUGAGCUUCCAAGAGGAUCCUGAACAGUACAAAACAUGCAAGAUGACUGAGCAUAUAGAUUCUGCAAUUCGACGAAUCAUGGCCCUUUCAAGGAAACUCACCUCUAUAGAUGAACAGGUUUCAUGUGAUCAUGCCUACCUGAGUAAGGUGGGGAGAGAACGCUCAAGAUUUGACAUAGACGAUUUUGAUACCGUCCCUCAGAAGUUCCCAAACAUGUGAUGCUGGCUGGAUUUCAGUGCCCAUUGUCUCUUUUACAUUCAUGAGUUACAUAUGAAAUGUGAUUUGUUCUCUGCUGGUUGCCAUUAUUAUGACGCAAAGACAUGUCAUGGGAAUGGUACUGUCAUCUUUAAUUUUCCUUGGUAAUAAAUUCAAUGAUUUUGCUCUCAGGUGGAAAUUUAAAUGUAACAACUUGAGCUGUUAAAGUAGACUAUGAAGCUGCAUACUUAUGUGCUGAGUGAACGACAACUUGUUUAAGAUGUUUAUAUUUGCAAACUAGUUAUCUUUCUUGACAAUCUGAAGUCUAAUUAUAAAUUACUCUUUGUGCUUUCAAAAGCACCCGGACACUUAAAGCUUCCCUAUUUACAUUGGUCGGCUCUACUCAAUGUGGGCGCCCACCCUCAUUAUUGUCACAUGUAUAAAUAUUUUUUGUGGGCAUACUAAUAUUGAAUUGGCUAAAUUUGACAGUCAAUGAGAUAUAAAAUAUUGUCAUUGAAUUAUUGAUAUUGAAUAA
Molecule: messenger RNA, 2038 nt
Organism: Cryptomeria japonica (Japanese cedar)
Lineage: Eukaryota; Viridiplantae; Streptophyta; Pinopsida; Cupressales; Cupressaceae
Product: COP9 signalosome complex subunit 3
Exons: 11
Coding region: 244-1527 (427 amino acids)
Biological process (GO): ubiquitin-dependent protein catabolic process
Cellular component (GO): COP9 signalosome
Source: RefSeq, a predicted model, not a curated record